GUAAACCAAACCCGGAAGUAGUAAUGCAGCUAGCUGAUGUUAACGAACAAGUUUAUUUAUCUCACUUCAAAGCAUUGUAGCUAGUUACAUACAGCUAAUAUCACCAGAUAACAUUUAUGAUACGGCUAUGCACAGCAAGAGACUGGAAUAGCUCUGGCACAACAACGUCUUCCUCGAGAUAUUUGAAGUCCAUUCACAAUGCAUGAGUUUGACGAACAUCAACAGUCAAAAUGGCUGGGUUCUGACUGUAACCAUGGUGACCAGCAACACCAGAACAGCAAGCGACUCCAGGGUCCCGAGAUGGUCCAAAGAUUUAACAUUGUAUUCAAAGAGGAGCCUGAAGAUGAUCAUGAACCUUGGGGUCAGAUUAAUACUGGAGAGAGUUGCAGCCAUCACUCUGACAGUGAGGCGGAAAGUUCUACCUCAGGAGAACCUGAACAACAGGACCAGUCUGAACACAAAUCCAAGAAGACGCACAGCUGCAGAGAGUGUGGAAAAGAGUUCCCUACCUCGUAUAAACGACACCGACACCAACAGAUCCACCUAGGGGUGAAGCCUUACCGAUGUUCUGCAUCUAGGAAGAACUUCACCCACAAAGAGAACCUGAAGGUAUACCAGCUAGUCCGCACAGGAGAGAAGCCUUACUCCUGCCCUGUCUGUGGCAAGGGCUUUACUCAGCAGGGAAAUAUGACUGCCCACCAGAACACACACACCGUAGAGAGAGAGAGUGACAACACCGAGGAGGAAGAAGAGGAAGUUGGUGGAUUGAUACAUUCUGAAGGAGCGGUAGGUCAUUGGGAUCCUCGUCAGCUCGGAAUGAGUCCUGCCUCCAGCCACGGCAGUGAGGAGACUACCUCUACAUCAGAAGUACCUGAGCAACACCAGGAGAAUCAUCAGACAGCCAGGACGUCUCACCAGGAGAAUCAUCAGACAGCCACGACGUCUCACCGGGAGAAUCAUCAGACAGCCACGACGUCUCACCGGGAGAAUCAUCAGACAGCCGCGACGUCUCACCAGGAGAAUCAUCAGACAGCCGCGACGUCUCACCGAUGCUUUGACUGUGGACAGGAGUUUCCUGGUGCCUAUGACCUCAUGCUACACCAGAGGACACACUAUAUAAGGAACAGGGUGCCAUUUGGGAAGCAUACCAUGACUGCACACCAGCAAACAUACACUGUAAAGAGAGAGCGUGGCGACACUGAGGAAGAGGAGGAGAAAAGGGAGGAAGAAGAGGAAGUUGGUGGUUUGAUUAAAUGUGAAGAAGUACCUACUUGGGAUCCUCCUCAACUCGGAAUGAGUCCUGCCUCCUGCCACGGCAGUGAGGAGACUACCUCUACAUCGGGAGAACCUGAACAACAUCAGCAGAACCCCAACACAGCCACCACGUCUCACCGCUGCUUUGGCUGUGGACAGGAGUUCCCCUCUGCCUAUGACCUGAUGCUACACCAGCGGACACACAGAGAGAGAGACUUCUACGAGUCUGUCUGUGGAGAGCUGUGCUACCAGAAAGACUUACUCAAAACACAUCCGAAAGUUGACACAGGAAUAGCUGUACAACACCAGAAGAAUCCCAAAGCUAAGAAGUCUCACGGCUGUGUAGUGUGUGGGAAAGAACUAUCUGAUGCCAUGAAGAUGAAGAGGCACAUGAGAACACACACAGGAGAGAAACCUCACUGUUGCUCUGUGUGCGGCAGGGGAUUCACACAGAAAGGACAUCUGAAAACACACAUGAAAACACACAGAGGAUUGAACCCCAAAUUGUGGUCCGCUGGAGAGGAGAGUCCCUCUACAUCAGGAGAACCUGAACAACACCAGGAGAACCACACAGCUAAGACAUUUCAUAACUGCAUAGAAUGUGGGGAGGUGUGCCAAACUCUACCAGCACUAAAGAAACACUUGAAAACUCACACCAGAAAGAAGCCUUCUUACCAAUGCUCCCUUUGCGGGGCGGAAUUCACUGAGAAAGGGCAAAUCCAAGACCACCAGUUAAAGCAUGUCAGAGAGAAGCCUUACUCCUGCCCUGACUGUGGGAAGUGUUUCGUCAAUGAAAGCUACAUCAAAAUUCACCAGCGAACACACACUGGAGAGAGACCCUACAGCUGCCCUGUGUGUGGAAAGAGCUUCAUGAAAAAAUUCGACUUAAAAAGUCAUUUACUGACACACACUGGAGAGAAGCCAUACCUUUGCUCCAUCUGUGGGAAGACGUACAGUAGAGAAGGAACUUUCAAAAUCCACCAGAGAGUUCACACAGGAGAGAAACCAUACCUGUGCACUGAAUGUGGGAAGUGCUUCAGCUGUAGAGCAAACCUUCAUUCACACAGGAAAAGACAUGCUGGCAAACCCAUAGGACCUAAACGGCAGUUAGGCAGACCUAAGCAACUGCCAAACUGACAAUGGGACUGGACAAAUUAACUUAUGUAGUGUCUCUCCUGA
Messenger RNA from Coregonus clupeaformis (lake whitefish), 2433 nucleotides. RefSeq names its product zinc finger protein 2 homolog. Lineage: Eukaryota; Metazoa; Chordata; Actinopteri; Salmoniformes; Salmonidae. The record is from RefSeq and is a predicted model, not a curated record. The coding region runs from base 199 to 2391 and encodes 730 amino acids. The transcript has 8 exons.